AUGUUGCAGGCAUCGCAUACCGAUCGUAUACGAUUGGUGCUGAACAUAACAUACAAAUUCAAAAAUGGCGAUGAAGAAUUCCUGGAGAUGUUGACGAACAUCAACAAUUACAACAUCAUCCCGUCACAUGUUAACGACCGUGACAUCACCGUCUUUGAUCCUACGCUAUCUGAGAGUGGCAGCGAGGAGAUUAUGAACGACACACCGAUGGUGGUUUGGUACCAUUUAGCGUCAGACAUUAAUCGACAGGCUGCCGAGUUCAAAUUCAAUUAUUCCUGGAAGCCAAGUAAGUGUUUUGAUCCAGUACAACGAAAAAAAUUAGGUGUUUAA
Gongylonema pulchrum is the source of this 330-nucleotide messenger RNA. The record is from the annotation of a GenBank genome assembly. NCBI's taxonomy places the organism in Eukaryota, Metazoa, Nematoda, Chromadorea, Rhabditida, Gongylonematidae.